Messenger RNA from Scomber japonicus (chub mackerel), 786 nucleotides. RefSeq names its product transcription activator BRG1-like. The transcript has 9 exons. NCBI's taxonomy places the organism in Eukaryota, Metazoa, Chordata, Actinopteri, Scombriformes, Scombridae. The record is from RefSeq and is a predicted model, not a curated record. Gene Ontology annotation, biological process: chromatin remodeling. Gene Ontology annotation, molecular function: protein binding. Gene Ontology annotation, cellular component: RSC-type complex. Bases 1 to 786 code for a protein of 261 amino acids.
AUGUUCGACCAGAAGUCUUCCAGUCAUGAGCGCAGGGCCUUUCUGCAGGCUAUCUUGGAGCAUGAAGAGCAAGAUGAGGUCUGGGGCCAAGACGAGGAGGAUGAGGUCCCAGACGAUGAGACGGUCAACCAGAUGAUUGCCAGAAGCGAGGAGGAGUUUGACCAGUUCAUGUAUAUGGAGUCUCUUCAUUUCUCUCAAGCAGGCAAUAGAGGAGGGAACACUGGAAGAGAUGGAAGAAGAGGUGCACCACAAAAAGACGACCUGCAAGAGGAAGAGGGACCAUGGAAAGAGGCAGAGAAGAAGAUGAAGAAGAUUGUGGACGCUGUCAUCAAGUACAAAGACAGUGCCAGUGGGCGUCAGCUGAGCGAGGUCUUCAUCCAGCUGCCAUCUCUAAAAGAGCUUCCAGAGUACUACGAACUGAUCCGCAAGCCUGUAGACUUCAGGAAGAUCAAGGAGAGGAUUCGAAGUCACUGCUACCGCAGUCUGGGUGACCUGGAGAGAGACGUCAUGCUGCUCUUCCAAAAUGCUCAAACCUUUAACCUUGAGGGAUCACUGAUAUAUGAAGACUCCAUCGUGCUUCAGUCGGUGUUCACCAGUUUGAGGCAGAAGAUCGAUACGCAGGAGGAAAGCAUGGGAGAGGAGCAUGAGGAAGAGGAGGAGGAGCAGGAGCAGGAGGAAGGAUCAGAGUCAGAAUCGAUCAACAGGUAUGCAGCCAUGCCCGCAGAAGCCAAGCAGUCGCGUUCUGUUGCUCUCUACAUUGUGCUGCCGAUAAUCUGCACCAAGUGA